GGAGGAGGCUUUUAAAAUUGAACAAAAACAUUCAUUCCUCAACGUCGAGAUUGUGUUUUCAUAAGCUUAAUAUAUCGGCAUCUAGAGGUUUUCAUAUAAACAGUAUCAUAUAGUCAUUAAUACAAGGGUUAGCGUUCGCUACAUUAACUUCGCUAAAUUAAUUCGUAAUGUCGGAGCCAAUAGUUCAACUUCUCGAAAUCGAAUUAAAAGGGGACAAUCCCGACAUGUAUGGAAAUCCGCUUAAUUGGAGGAUGCGUCUGGAGUCGGCAGAGAUGCUGUUGGAGCCUAUUACGAUUUCGUUUGUUUGGGUAGGCAGCGCCUCCUCGUCGGCGUUUGAUCAAACCCUCGACAGCUUUGACGUCGGGCCGCUUGAAAAGGGCCUGACGGAGAUCGAUUUAGAAUGCGAUCCGCCACAUCUUGAGUUAGUUCCUCCGGGCGACGCGCUCGGAGUGACCAUCGUGAUCAUUUCCUUCCAGUAUCGUUCUCAGGAGUUCUUACGUGUCGGGUAUUACACGCAGGUGGCGUAUUUUGAUAAGCAUCUGAACGAAAUGCCGCCGGAGAUUCCGCAUAAGGACUUGCUCGGGCGAUUUAUAGCGAUGCCGCAACCAGCCAUUACGGUUACCCCAAUCGAGUGGUACGCCUAA
Messenger RNA from Phytomonas sp. EM1, 644 nucleotides. The record is from the annotation of a GenBank genome assembly. Lineage: Eukaryota; Euglenozoa; Kinetoplastea; Trypanosomatida; Trypanosomatidae.